GAGAAGUAAUCAAUUAAUGAAUAGGGUACGGCUGGCUUGACAUAUUUAACAAGUUCCAGCAAAAAUUAUUACGUACACGAGUGAAAGUUGAAUUAUUAGUAUUAAUACUAGCGUGCCUUAAAUUAAUCAAAAGCAGACGAAAAAAAAGAAUAAAACAGCUCCAAUAACUGACCAUGUCUCGAUUCCUUCUAUUGUUUGGCUUCGCACUCAAUGCACUUAUCGGAUUAUCUCUGGCAAAUGAACCAGCAUGGGGCUACAGAUGCGAACACAGCAACUGCAAGAAAGUGGAACUCACAGAAGAGAACAAGAAGACAGCUGUAAGUUUAUCAGUUUGUCGUUUGUUCUGCGAUGAAGUAUAUGGAACUUUAUGGCCAAAACCGACAGGAGAAAUUGCACCAUCAAAUGAAGUCGUCAAGAUAAAUCUUCAUGACAUUACAUUCAAGACAAAUAAUUUUAAAUUAUAUCCAGCAUAUUGGGCAAUGGCAACAGACAGAUUCUUGGAAAUGCAAAAGAAGAAAUUUCCAACAAAAUAUUCAGUUAAAUCGGGUGGAAAUCCAUUAGUUAUUGAAGUGCUUGUCGAUUCCGAUGAUAUGACAUUUAAUUUGGAUACUUAUGAAGGAUAUAAGCUUAAAAUAGUCGAUCAAGAUGGUGUUCAUGCAAUAGUUACUGCUAAGAACUUCUAUGGUGCUCGUAAUGCUCUCGAAUCUCUCUCACAAUUGAUUGUCUACGAUAAUAUAAGGAACGAAAUUGUUAUUGUCAGUUCCACAGAGUUUUCUGAUGAACCAAAGUUUAAGUAUCGUGCCAUUCUUCUUGACACAUCGAGGAACUACUUCUCAAUUGAAGCAAUUAAGAGAACAAUUGAAGGAAUGGCAAUGGUCAAGCUUAAUACUUUUCACUGGCACAUAACUGAUUCACAAAGCUUCCCAAUGGUCGUUAAAUCACAUCCCGAUCUAUCAAAACUCGGUGCUUAUUCUCCUGACAAAAUUUACACCGCUGAAGACAUUAAGGAUGUUGUGAGGUUCGCUAAAGCACGAGGAAUUCGUGUCUUGCCUGAAUUUGAUGCACCAGCUCAUGUUGGUGAAGGAUGGCAAAAGAAGGGAUUAACAACAUGCUUUAAUGCACAACCUUGGAAAGAUUUUUGUGUUGAAGCACCAUGCGGUCAGUUAGCAGUCCACAAAGAUGAGCUUUAUGAUGUUCUUGAAGACAUUUAUCGUGAAAUGGUCGAGAACUUUGAAUAUCCUGACUUAUUUCAUAUGGGCGGUGAUGAGGUUUCUGUCUCAUGCUGGAAUUCAAGUGCUGAUCUGCAAAAAUGGAUGCUUAAUAAAAAUUGGGGACUGACUGAUAAAGAUUUUAUGAGAUUAUGGGGACAUUUCCAAAGUAAUGCAAUUUCAAGACUUGAUAAAGUCAACAUCAACAAGACUCAAGUGAUUUUAUGGACAAGUCAUUUGACAGAGGAACCGUUCCUUUCACAAUAUCUCAAUAAUGAACGAUACAUCAUCCAAAUUUGGACAACUGGCGAUGAUCCUAAAGUAAAGACAAUUCUCGAGAAAGGAUACAAGAUGAUUGUGUCAAACUAUGAUGCUCUUUAUUUCGAUUGUGGAUUUGGUGCUUGGGUAACUGACGGAAAUAACUGGUGCUCACCAUACAUUGGCUGGCAAAAAGUUUACGACAAUAGAAUGGAAAAUAUUGCUGGAAAUUAUGUAAAUCAAGUUUAUGGUGCAGCAGCAGCACUUUGGAGUGAACAGGUUGAUGAGUUUGCAUUAGAUGCUAAAUUGUGGCCCAGAGCAUCAGCUUUGGCUGAACGAUUGUGGUCAGAUCCUGAAGGUGGCUGGAAAUCAGCAGAAUCUCGAAUGCUUGUCAAUCGUAGGAGAUUAGUUGAUAUUGCUGGAAUUGCCGCUGAAAGACUUCAACCUGAAUGGUGCUUACAGAAUGAAGGUGACUGCCCAAUUUAAGGAUAUCGUCGUUCUCACUAGCCACACUUUUUAAGCAUACAUCAUUUGAGAGAUUUUAAAUGAGAUUUUUCGUGUUUUUAUAAGACAUAAGUUUUUUUAAGCAAUAAAGU
Messenger RNA from Chironomus riparius, 2062 nucleotides. NCBI's taxonomy places the organism in Eukaryota, Metazoa, Arthropoda, Insecta, Diptera, Chironomidae. The record is from the annotation of a GenBank genome assembly.